This is a messenger RNA of Moneuplotes crassus, 2014 nucleotides long. Lineage: Eukaryota; Ciliophora; Spirotrichea; Euplotida; Euplotidae. The record is from the annotation of a GenBank genome assembly.
AUGGCGAACAAAAUCCUUACAGGAGUUUCUAAAUACAUGCUUAGCACUGUUAAAGGAGUAGAUAUGUACCCCAAAACAAUCACGUUUACAUUUAAAGGACAAGAAGAAUUCAAGACUCUCUUUGGAGGAAUUAUCUCUCUGAUCAUCAAGAUAGUGAUCCUUCUGUACACCUACCAAAUGAUAUCCAUCAUGAUUACCAACAAGAAUAGUUCCAAAAAUGUGAACACCACUGUUCAGAACAUUUUGAACGACACAGAUCCUAUUAAUCUCACUGGUACAAAGUUUCAGUUUGCAGUCAGAGCCACAAUAGAUGGAAUUGAUUUUGACAUGUUCAAUGAACCAAGCUAUGGUACAGCUUCAAUCACACAACUUCUGGUAAUCCAUUUAAGAAUCUUUGUAGGAGUCAUUAAUCAGGUCCCUGUCGGUGUCUCUAGAUGUGGAAACAAUUUUAGAUAUGACAACCAACAGGAAAUUGACUAUCUCAAGCUUAGCGAAUUUUACUGUCCUGAUUCGAGAAAUUUCUCGGUGCUUGGAAACAUUCACUCAGAGACUCUAUCAUUCUUCUCCUUCAGUGUUGCUAGGCAAGAGUAUAGUAUCAUUAGUAGGUGUAACAAUGCAACUAGCUCUGUUACUUGCCAAACAAAUUCCACAAUUGACUCCAUCAUGACUAAGAUCCAGAUCAGACUCUAUGUUGUGAACACAUAUUUUGACUUUGAAGACUAUGAAAACCCAAUCAAGACAUAUCUCGAUGAUAGGUUCUUGUUCUACCUCAUGCCAGGGUUUUCUCAAAAUAUUGGUGUCAGGCUUCAGAAAAAUGAAGCUGAAAUCCAAGACAAUUACUUAGCAUUCGCUCCUGGAGGAAAUGUAAAAGAGUUCAUCGGCUUUGAUACAAUUAUGGACCGUACAGCCACAGAAGGGAACCCCGAUGAAAGUCUUCUUUCUAUCUCAUUCACUAAAGAUUCAUCUUCAAAAUCUUAUGAACGUUCAGUCUUUACUGUCCUGGAAGCCUUUGGAAAUGUCGGCGGUCUUCUUGAGAUAUUUUCGAUUGCUGGUGGGCUCAUCGUUGGUUUAUUUGCAGAGAGGCUGUUCUUUUACACAAUAUUCUCCAAAAUGUACCAGGUGGAAGAACCCAAGGACGAACAAGAGGAAAGAAGAAACUACUCUCGCAGGAUGGUGAAUGCUCAAGAUGAAGAAGAGGAACACAAGGGCAUCGAUAAUGAUCAAUACCAUUCAGAGACACCAAAAGAAGAGUUAGCAAAUCAAGCCAAAGAAGCAAUUAACAGGAGGACUAAAUAUGGCUGGAAGUUCACAGAUCUACUUUAUAACAUCUUAAUGAAAUGAAUUAUUAAUCCUUUCACGAUCUGUUGCAAAUAAAAAAGCCGAUAAUUCUUCUGGGUGUCUUAAAUGAUUGUUUUGUUGCUGAAUAAAUAGAAGAAAUAAGCUCAAUCUAAUGAAAAGGGUGGAAUACUAUUCCAAAGGUGAAGACAAAUAUGCUCAUGAGUUUGAUGCUGUCAAGUUCUCCAAGAACAUGAGGCACCUAGAAACUAUUGUUGCAUCUCUACUCGACGAUAGUGAAAAAUUUGUCAUAACUCACCAAAAGUCUAAUGUGCUGGCUCUCGAUGACAGUGACAGCAAUAGUGAUCAUGAAGAAAUACAGCAGCCUAAACUGUUUGAUGGAGAAGCAAAGAAAAAUUUAUACAGAGUUAAGGUUAAAAGAUUUAUGGAUAAAUACAUGAACGAAGAAUGGACUGAAAGAGAUUAUCAGCUAUGAUCAGGAAUAUUCUCAAAAAACUCACUCAAAAACUCCAAAAUCCAAGCAAUGAUGUCAGCACCACCAAGCAACAGACCCUUACUACCUACUAACCUCCCUGACACCCCUACAAACCUUCCACCAGAAGAGUCCAAGCACCUUUCCCAACCCCCAAAACCAGCUCCCCAACUAUUCAUCUCCAGAGCCUCGAUGCACUCAGUCCAUUCCCCAAAAUCCAAAAUCUCUUCAGCUGAAUAUCCUUAA